This is a messenger RNA of Musa acuminata subsp. malaccensis (wild Malaysian banana), 3221 nucleotides long. NCBI's taxonomy places the organism in Eukaryota, Viridiplantae, Streptophyta, Magnoliopsida, Zingiberales, Musaceae. The record is from RefSeq and is a predicted model, not a curated record.
AAGAAUUUUUUCCGUAAAUAAAAUUACCUAAAUAAUCCUGCCGUCAUGCUUAUAAUGUCUUUGUCGUUUGGGGGUAUUUCCGUCUUUUAAGUCGCGUCGAACGGCAAACAGAAACCCACCGCCUCAUUCUUUCCCGCCCGAGCGAUGAAGAUCUCGGAGCUCUCGCCGGACCUCCGCCCCUCUCCCGGCGACCCCCAGCCCACCCUCCGCCUCCUCCUGGACGACAUCGAGUCCUCCGUCAAGGAAAUCGAAUCCCUCGACCCCGAUGACCGCUCCUUCUCCCCGUCGAGCCUCGCCGGCCGCCUCCGCCGCUCCAUCUCCCGCCUGAGCCUCCCCGCCUCGGCUCCCCUCCCAGAGCCCGCCAAGCUCCACCUAUGGAAGCUGAGCUACCGCCUCUGGAACGCCUGCAUCGACCUCUCCAACGCCGCCGAGCUCCUCCCCGCCGACGUCCCCCAUCGGAAGGCCGAACUAGCCGAGCUCCGCCAUGUCGCCGCCGACAUCCUCUUCGUCGCUGGGGUCCCCAUGGGAAUCCCGUCCGCGGGCUUCAAAUCCGCCUCCUUCUUCCACAAGACCGGUCUCCUCUGGCACGAGCUCGGCCGGUUUGAUCUCGCCGCCGGGUGCUUCGAGCGCGCCACCGAGCUGGCCUCCACGGCCCAGGUCGACGGUACCCCGCAGAUCGGCGGCGAGGAGGAGAGGAGACUCCUCCUCGACCUCAACCUCGCCAGAGCACGUACGGCGUGGGAGGUCGCCGAUCGGAAUCUCGCGAUCGCUCUCUUGAAUCGGUCCAAGAAUCUAAUCUUCGGAUCACCAUUAGGGUUUCGAGACCUGGCGGAGCAGUACCUUCAGUUCGGGAAGCUCGAUCUCUCCAAGAAAUCCUCGGAGGGGGGAUCGGACGCGUCGAAGCUUCUGACCGAGGCGUUGGAUCUGUGCGAGAAGGGGAUCGCCUCCGCACGAAGCCGCGGCGGCGGUGGAGGCGAUAACCUAGGAUUGGAGGGCUUGAAGGGACGGUGUCUCCGGUUUCUGGCUGCAGAGCGGCUGCAGGCGGAGGACUACGAGGGGGUGCUGAAGUGCGUCAAGGCUUUGAGGGCCGGUGUGGCGGUAACGCCAGGCACGGAACACCCGAGCGUAGGGUACGUGGCGAUGAAGGCGUGGCUGGGGGCGGGGAGGUUGCGGGAGGCGGAGAUGGAGCUGAUGGGAAUGAUGGCGAACAAGGAGGUUCCAGAGGCCGCGUGCGUCUCGGCUGCGGAGGCAUACCUGUCGGCGGCAGGACCAGAUGCGGCAAGAGCGGUGCUCCUGGGCCUGGCGGGGCGGUGCCAUUCCAGCGCCGCGGCGACGCUAAGGGUGGUGCGAAGGGUGGCCGACGGUGGUGGCGGAGGGAGGGCGAGGGUGGUGGCGGAGCUCACAGCAGAUGAGAGGGUGGUGGAGCUCUUCCAGGGUUCUGCAGCAGCAAAGGAACGGAGCGCAAUGCACGCGCUCCUCUGGAACUGCGGAGCUGAGCAUUUUAGAUCCAAGGAUUACGAAUUAAGCUCCGAGAUGUUCGAAAAAUCGAUGCUUUACGUACCUCGUGACGAGGAGCACCGAUCUCGUCGAUCAAACUGCUUCAGAGUACUUUCUCUCUGUCAUCUCGCCCUUGCACAGCUUGAUCGAGCCCAAGAGUUCAUCGAACAAGCCGAAAAGCUUGAACCUAACAUCAAGUGUGCUUUUCUGAAGGUAUCGCCCAUAGUCUUACUGACAAAGGCCUUGAUUCUUCAUGCACUACAUCAAAAUUUACCGUGCUCAUCUUUUCUGAAUGCCACACAGUUCAAGAUCCAUCUCCAGAAUAAGGAUGAGAAGGAAGCAAUCAAUCAGAUGCGAGCCAUGCUGGAUUGCAUCGACUUCAACCCGGAAUUCCUCACCCUCUGCACCCACGAGGCCAUCUCUUGCCAGAUCCUCCCUGUUGCCAUUGCUUCAUUGUCUGUCCUCCUCAACCUCUACUCCCCUGGCAAGAAACUGCCGAUGCCUGAAGUUGCAGUGCUUCGAAAUCUUAUCAGCCUGCUCCAUCGAAUCCCAAACAGCGAGCCGGAGAUCCUCAAAUACACCAAGUACGCUCGGGCCAGAAUGGUCGACCUUGGAGUGGAGUGUUUCUUUGGCAAGGGCGCCGUUGGUCGGCGUGAGCUGAAUUGGUUUGCAGGGAUUUCCUGGAACAUGGGGCAAAAGUCCGGAAAGGAGAAGAAUUAUGAAUCCUGUGCCAAGUUCUUCGAGUUGGCGUCGGAGUUCUACAGCGCACUUGGUGAUGAGGAUGGUGGAAACCAAGCCAUAUCUUGCAAGUCCUUAAUCAUCAGUGUAGGUGCCAUGCUCAACGCCGAGGAGCACAAGAAGGCUCCUAUGCCUGAUAGUGAUGUGAAGAAGGCCAUGGAAAUGCUUAAGAGAGCUGGAAAGAUAUUACCCCUGAUCUCAUCAGCCUCAGCUCAAGAGUCCAGAGAUCAUCAAGCAGAGAACUCGGACCUCUUCUUCCUCCACACUUACAGCACAUAUCAACUCACCGACAGACUCGACGAUGCCCGGCCGCAGCAGCUAGAACUGGUGAAGAGCUUCGCUGCUUCUAAAGCGUGCACCGCGCAUCACCUUCUCCAGCUAGGCCUUGCCGCCUGUCGGGGCGAGCAGCACAACCCAGAAGUCGCUGAAUUCGCGCUCAACGCUUCCCUCUCCGUCCUCCUUGCAUCGCCUUCUCCAGAUUACAAUCUGGUCAGCAUCGUCAUCCGGAGGCUGGCCUGCCUUGCUGCAUCCAGAGGCAACGACGGCGGCAACAAUGACGCAGCCUAUGACGUCUACAGGCAAGCCUAUCAGAUAGUUCUCGGGCUCAAGGAAGGCGAGUAUCCCGUCGAAGAGGGGAAGUGGCUCGCAAUGACGGCAUGGAACAAGUCAGGGCUCGCCGUCCGCCUGCGACAGGUCGCCACCGCAAGGAAAUGGAUGAAAAUGGGGUUGGACCUGGCGCGGCACUUGAAGGGCAUGGACAAGUACGUCGGUGGCAUGGAAGAGUGCGUUGCUAACCUUGAGAAGCUCUGUAAUCGAAGUGGUGAGGAGGGAGUUGGGAAUAGCAGAUCUUGACCUGCCUUGGUGGAUGAAGAGCAAAACUAUUCAGUUUAAAGGCAGAUUUUAAUUUGGAACUGUUCUACACAUCCAUUCUUCCGUUGUCUGAACGAUCAUUAUAUCAUAUAAUGCAACACAAAACAAAAGCCUCG